UUGAACUUUGACAUCAAAACAAACAAUCAUGGCGGUUGCGGUCGAUAGGGUGGAUAUGUUGUUUAAUGAAAUGAUUCUGCAGUUGCGGGGACAAUUGUCAUCAUUUAGCGACGCAUUUGCAAUUGUUGGGGCUAUUUACACUACACAGAAGACAUUGAAUAUUGUCUGUGGAUGUUAUAGGGCAAUUUCUGUGUAUGGCUUGCCAAAAUUGAGGAGAAGACCAGACCUUGUUAGCCGAUAUGGUCCGUGGGCAUUGGUUACCGGGUGUACGGAUGGCAUUGGAAAAGCAUACGCCCAAGAACUUGCCAGUUGUGGUAUGAAUAUCAUUCUGAUAAGCAGAUCCAAUGAUAAACUAAUAAAAUGUGCCAAAGACUUAGAAUCACAGUUUAGAAUCCAGACUCAGGUGGUGACAGCAGACUUCAGUCAAGGGGGCGCUAUUUAUGCAAUGAUUGAAGAGGAGAUUAAAGAUAAAGAAAUUGGUAUACUAGUGAACAAUGUUGGUGUGAUGUACUAUCCUGAGUGUCUCCACGAAAUGAAUCUGGAUCGCAUAUUCCAGUUGAUAAAUGUUAAUAUCACAGCUGCAACAAUAAUGAGCCGUAUUGUGCUACCUCAAAUGGUGGAAAGGAAAAAGGGAGCUGUUGUGAAUUUAACAGCAGCAGCCUCUAUCAGACCCAACCCACAACUAGCAGUAUACACAGCCACUAAGACUUAUUUAGAUUUCCUGACACAAUCUUUACAAUAUGAAUAUGAAGACAAAGGAAUAACAGUACAGAGCCUUAUGCCAUGCUACGUUGCCACUAAGAUGACCAAAUAUGGGCAGAAUGUUCCAAGCCCUGGCUACUUUAUACCGUCAGCUAGUCUAUAUGCAAGAAGGGCGUUGAGUACAUUGGGUGUGUCUAGCCGAACAACCGGAUAUUGGCCACACCAACUUCAGUUAUGGAUUGCAGAAAUGAUACCAGAUAGGAUGUGGCUAUGGGGGGCCAACAUUGUCAACAGUGCAAUAAAAAGACGAAUUGUGCAACAGAAGAAGAGAGGAACUUUAGCGUCAAGCUCUUCAUAGUUCAUACUAAAUAUAUAAAUGAUUUAAAGAAACACACCAAUGAAAUAAAUAUACAAUUAAAUGUUCUUGAUAUACGUAUGUUGUAUGUAUGUUUGUAUGGUAUAUAUUGUCUGAAAAUUUUUAGUACAGUAGUUAGAUAACCAGACGUUCCGUCGAUUGAAAGUUCACCUGAAAGAAUCCUUUGAUCGGAGACGUUCUGCUGACAGGUCAAGUUAAUUUGCAAAUGUUGCUUAUUAUUUAGAGUUUCUUAUUUUAUUGAAAAGUAUAAGAUACUUUUAUAUUAUUUUACUCUAAUUUUCUUUUAUCGAAUCAGUGCAGUGCUAUAUCUAUGAAUGAAUGCAAUUAGCGUAAGUGACAUGGCUUUUCUACUGAAAAUUACAAAAGUAAUGAAUUGUGCCCCUCUCUCUCCCUCCCCACUAAUCCACGUCAUACAUUAGGUCUAAAGCUGAUUUUAUUUUUGUCCAUUGUAUGUAUUGAAGGUUCCUAUAAUGAUAGUUGCUCCAUCCCAAGUGGACAAUUUCACAACACACUCACAAAAUAAUGUUUAAAAAUGUUUCUUGCCAAAUAUUUUCUUGUAGUGCCAUAUAUAUUGAUACAUUAUUAUGUUGUGUUUUGUUGACUGUGCUACACAUUUCUGCUUGACUUGCAUUGGAUAUCUUGGUUAUUUUAAUUGUUUUAUAAAAUGCAGUUGCAAUUAUCAUGUCCGUAGUGGCCUUAUGUCAAAAGAUAAUAUUUGAAAAUGAUGUUUGUCGUUCAGAUUACCAUCUUGUAUUGAAUUCUUGGUUUUUUAAUAAAAUUAAAUAUUGUAGUCAUUUAAAAAAUAAACUU
This is a messenger RNA of Anneissia japonica, 1888 nucleotides long. RefSeq names its product inactive hydroxysteroid dehydrogenase-like protein 1. The record is from RefSeq and is a predicted model, not a curated record. Lineage: Eukaryota; Metazoa; Echinodermata; Crinoidea; Comatulida; Comatulidae. The coding region runs from base 29 to 1060 and encodes 343 amino acids. Gene Ontology annotation, molecular function: oxidoreductase activity. The transcript is spliced from 7 exons.